GCAACUGAGGAAUGAGAAACCACACAGAAAUAACAGAGUUUAUCCUCCUGGGAUUGUCAGAUGACCCACAGCUUCAGGUGGUGAUCUUUGUCUCUCUGCUCAUCACCUACAUGCUCAGCAUCACUGGCAACCUGACCAUUAUCACCCUUACCCUGUUGGAUUCUCACCUCCAGACCCCCAUGUAUUUCUUCCUCAGAAACUUCUCCUUAUUAGAGGUUUCAUUCACAACUGUCAGCAUACCCAAGUUCCUGGGCACCAUGAUGACUGGAGAUAAAACCAUUUCCUUUAAUGACUGCAUUGCCCAGCUAUUUUUUUUCAUUCUCUUGGGAGUCACUGAAUUUUACCUUCUGGCCGCCAUGUCCUAUGACCGUUACAUUGCCAUCUGCAAACCUCUGCAUUACAUGACCAUCAUGAAUCACAGAGUCUGCAUACUCCUUGUCUUCUCUUCGUGGCUAACGUCAUUCUUAAUCAUAUUCCCCGCACUCAUGUUGCUCCUAAAUCUUAAUUACUGUAGGUCUAAUAUUAUUGACCAUUUUACCUGUGAUUAUUUUCCCCUGCUGCAACUUUCCUGUUCAGACACAAAAUUCUUAGAGGCGCUGGGGUUUUCCUGUGCUGUGUUCACUUUAAUGUUCACUUUGGCCUUGAUAUUUCUGUCUUACACAUAUAUCAUCAGAACAAUUUUAAGAAUUCCUUCUACUAGUCAGAGGAAAAAGGCCUUUUCCACAUGUUCAUCCCAUAUGAUUGUCAUCUCCAUCUCCUAUGGCAGCUGCAUUUUCAUGUACAUUAAUCCAUCAGCAAAAGACACAGUGUCUCUGAGCAAGGGAGUUGCUGUGCUAAACACCUCAGUGGCCCCCAUGCUGAACCCAUUUAUUUACAGCCUAAGGAAUCAGCAAGUCAGGCGAGCCUUCAUGGACAGGGCAAGGAAGAUUGUAUUUUUCUCCAGAUAACGAAAGGCUGUGGUGUCAUGAAUUAGCCACAUACCACAUGGCAAUUUAAAAUAUACAAACAUGAAAUUCAAGGAAUUCUUCAAGUCACAAUGGCCUUCCUGUUUCCUUAUUCAU
Panthera uncia (snow leopard) is the source of this 1061-nucleotide messenger RNA. Its product is annotated as olfactory receptor 6C1. Bases 12 to 947 code for a protein of 311 amino acids. Gene Ontology annotation, biological process: G protein-coupled receptor signaling pathway. The record is from RefSeq and is a predicted model, not a curated record. NCBI's taxonomy places the organism in Eukaryota, Metazoa, Chordata, Mammalia, Carnivora, Felidae. Gene Ontology annotation, cellular component: membrane. The transcript has a single exon. Gene Ontology annotation, molecular function: G protein-coupled receptor activity; olfactory receptor activity.